Lindgomyces ingoldianus is the source of this 273-nucleotide messenger RNA. RefSeq lists its product as uncharacterized. NCBI's taxonomy places the organism in Eukaryota, Fungi, Ascomycota, Dothideomycetes, Pleosporales, Lindgomycetaceae. The annotation marks the transcript as partial. The record is from RefSeq and is a predicted model, not a curated record. The transcript has a single exon.
GGACCCCGUUGCGGUGGCUUCGCCGGCUUGCCCUGUCCCGAUGGCUUGAAAUGCGUAGAUGACCCGCGCGACGACUGCGAUCCCAAGCACGGCGGCGCUGACUGUAUUGGCGUCUGUGUUGGACCCAGGAUUGCGUGUGGAGGCUUAAAAGGAUUGAGUUGUCCCACGAAUUAUACCUGUAUUGAUGAUCCUACGGAUGGAUGUGAUCCGGCCAAGGGCGGAGCGGAUUGUGGCGGAAUUUGUAUUUGGAGUGGGGGGAUUUUGGAGGCUUGA